Seriola dumerili (greater amberjack) is the source of this 1012-nucleotide messenger RNA. RefSeq names its product ADP-ribosylation factor-like protein 14 (gene arl14). The transcript has a single exon. Gene Ontology annotation, molecular function: GTPase activity; GTP binding. The coding region runs from base 46 to 651 and encodes 201 amino acids. The record is from RefSeq and is a predicted model, not a curated record. Gene Ontology annotation, cellular component: cytoplasm. Gene Ontology annotation, biological process: vesicle-mediated transport; intracellular protein transport. Lineage: Eukaryota; Metazoa; Chordata; Actinopteri; Carangiformes; Carangidae.
UAACGUGACCACUUCAGCUGAUCGUCUUUAUCUUUCCACGUCGCCAUGGGCCUUCGAGGAUCUAAGCAACCUGAAGCCCAAGUUCUCCUCCUAGGCCUGGACAACGCUGGAAAAUCGACUCUUCUCUACAAACUGAAACACAACGCUUGCGUGAGCACCGUUCCUACCAUCGGCUUCAACGUGGAAAUGCUCGACGCGAGAAAGAACAGGAAGAACAUUGCCUUAACCGUGUGGGAUGUGGGUGGCCAGGGGAAGAUGCGGGAGCAUUGGAAGAGUUUCCACCAGGACGCAGCAGCCGUCGUGUUUGUGGUGGACAGCUCUGACAGAGAGCGUCUCGGGGAAGCGCGAAGGGAGCUGGAGAAGACGCUGAGGAGUGACCAGCUGCCGGGCCGUCCGCUUAUCAUUCUCGCCAACAAACAGGACGUGAACGGUGCUCUGACUGCCACGGAAAUCAAAGACAGGUUUCACCUGGGGAAGAUCUGCUCUGGUCGGGACUGGUUCGUUCAACCUUGUUCCGCAUCGACGGGAUUUGGAAUUGAAGAGGCCUUCAGACAAGUGGUCCAAAUGGUCAAACUCUCAUCACACACUGGGGCGAUGAAAGACAACAUCAAGGAAACAGUGCACUACCUAAAAGCGAGUAGUAGACAUUAAGUUUUAUUUAGAUGCAAUGUGUUAUUUCCAGACCAUUGACAUUGAAAUAAGUUGUUCUACAUCUUAACUCCCUUAACAACCAUACCAACAAUAAAUCAUAUUUAAAGAGACCCAGCCUUUUGGAUCAUUAUGCAGUGAUUCUUAUGCGCAUAGGCUACAGUCACUCAGUUAUGUGGGUAAUGCGUAAAAAUAUGAUCAUACUCUAAUGGGCACCACAGGAAACACAAGAUACCAUUAAGUGUAUUACGGUGCAUUAAAACCACUGCUGAGUACCCGACACACACAAUAAGUAACUGUAAAGAUGUUUUCAUUGGUGUAUGCAUAUCUUCUUUCAAUUAUUAAACAGAAUUCGAUUAUCUCA